This is a messenger RNA of Phaedon cochleariae (mustard beetle), 1563 nucleotides long. NCBI's taxonomy places the organism in Eukaryota, Metazoa, Arthropoda, Insecta, Coleoptera, Chrysomelidae. The record is from the annotation of a GenBank genome assembly.
CAGACUAAAAAGUUCAACAAAAUUGAAAUGUAAAUUGUUCUAGUCGGGAUAACUAUCAAACUACGACAGUGAAAAUAUAGUUUAAUCGGGAAAUCAGUGCAAUAUGACGAAUAAAGAUGUAAUAAGAGGGCUAGGAUGGUUCGUUCUUCCAAUUUCAGUUUAUUAUAUUUGGAUGAACUUUAUCGGAUUGGCCAUGUUGGAGCUUAUCUUUGGUCCUCAGCUUAACAGCUACCAUUACGAAGGAGACACCAGAUUAAAUCGUACCCGAAUUCUAAUCGAAGGCAACGGUUACCCAUUCGAAUCGCAUGAGGUCACUUCAGCUUCAGGAUACAUUCUGAGUCUGCACCGGAUACCCAGUGGCAUUAAAAAAGGUCAGGCGACAUCCUCCAAGAGGCCAGUGGUGCUCAUUCAACAUGGUCUCGUUGCCGCUUCUGAUGCACUCGUUUUUCGGGGACCAGAAGUAGAUCUCCCUUACAUCCUGGCAGAUGCUGGAUAUGAUGUUUGGUUGAGCAAUAUGAGAGGAAAUGUAUAUUCUAGGAAACAUCAAACGCUGAAUCCAGAUCGUGAUUCAGAGUACUGGGAAUUUUCUAUGCAUGAGAUUGCUGUCGAGGACUUCCCCGCCAUGAUAGAUUACAUUCUCAAUUCCACCAAACAGGAAGAAUUAAACUUUUUGGGCUACUCUAUUGGAUCAACCACCGGAUUGAUGUUUUCUUCCAUGUUGCCGGAGUAUAACAAGAAAAUCAAAGUUCAUGUCGCUGUUGCACCAUUCGUGUAUGUAAAUCGUACUAUCCCGUUGAGCCACAAAUUGUUAUUAGUGCCUGGUGUACCACUGAGCCAAACUGCAAUUGCCAACGGAAUAUACAACUUCCUCCCUAGAAGACCGUAUAUGUCGAAACUGUUGCAAAUGUUAUGUCAUGAUAGGACACCAAUUCAAGCCAUUUGCAAGUCAUGUAUUACGUUUCUUGUUGGAGAGGAUAACAAUCAAUUCAAUUCGACAGUGUUUCCACAUUUCCUAGAAUUCUUCCCAGCAGGAACGUCAAUUUAUUUAGUUCAGCACACUUUCCAAUUAUAUCUUAGUGGAAAUUUCGCACCAUUCGAUUAUGGAAACGAAACCAUCAAUCAGCGUAAAUAUAAAAUCGCAAAUCCUCCACCGUACAAUAUAUCGCAGGUGACACAUCCUGUGUCGCUCCACUAUGGUUCGGGAGAUAUCAUGGUAGCUGAAGAGGAUGUGGACAUCUUAAACAAGAAGUUACCAAACUCUCUAGGAAUGUUCAAAGUGCCAUACGAUAGUUUCAACCAUAUGGAUUUCAUGUGGGGGACUAAUACGAAAAAGCUAGUGUAUGAUAGACUCAUUUCAAUAAUGGAUAAAUAUAACUGAAACAUCACCCACGCAAAUGUUCAUUUGCGGAGAUGAAAAGAGCCCUAGGGAUCCAAAGAAGAGACUGAAGGAAGCAGAAGUUACUGUCCAAGCACAAAAUGUAUUAAAUUGUAAUAAAUCAAUAUUUCAAGCAAGCUUUAUCAGUGUUGUGUGAUUGAUUGAAAAUUAAAGUAGGUUAUGAACUG